CCAUUUUUUACUUUAUAAAUACACACCUCCUAGUGCAGUUCCCUUCCAUUUUCUGCAUCUUCCCUUGCAGAACUUGUAGUAAGGUUGAGAAAAUUCAAACCAAAAACCUUAAUUUCUGUCCUAAUUUCCUUACAAGCUGAGAAAUGGCACUGCAGAGUGAUCACUCAAGGGAAAUUUCUCACCAGAGGAAAAUCAGUAGGGGAAAGAUCGAGAUCAAGCGGAUCGAAAACACCACAAAUCGUCAGGUCACCUUCUGCAAGCGUCGCAACGGUUUGCUCAAGAAGGCCUAUGAAUUAUCUGUACUCUGUGAUGCUGAGGUUGCCUUGGUUGUCUUCUCAAGCCGUGGUCGUCUCUAUGAGUAUGCCAACAACAGUGUCAAAGCAACCAUUGAAAGGUACAAGAAAACCUGUUCAGAUUCCUCAAACAAUGGAUCAGUAUCUGAAGCUAAUGCUCAGUUCUACGAGCAAGAAGCAUCAAAACUGCGAUCACAUAUCACUAAUUUGCAGAAUCAAAACAGGAACAUGCUUGGUGAAUCACUCGGGGCACUGUCCCUCAGAGAUCUCAAGAACCUCGAGACUAAGGUCGAAAGAGGCAUUAGCAGAAUCCGUACCAAAAAGAAUGAACUGCUAUUUGCUGAAAUUGAGUACAUGCAAAAAAGGCAGGAGAUCGACUUACACCAUAACAAUCAGUACCUUCGAGCAAAGAUAGCUGAAACUGAGAGAGCCCAGCAGCACAUGAGUUUGAUGCCAGGGAGUUCUGACUAUGAGCUUGUUCAACCUCAGCCAUUUGAUGAGCGAAACUACCUUCAAGUUAACGCUCUGCAACCAAAUGAAAACUAUCCUCAGCAAGAUCAAUCACCUCUUCAAUUAGUCUGAUUUAAUAAAGGGCCUGUGACUUCUGUUCCAUUGUCCGCUAAGAGUUCUACCAGCAAGUUAAUCAAGUUCGGAAAUUAAAGAAGACUGGACAGCAAAGAUCUUCAUAAAUGAUCAUAGGCUCGUUUAAUGUCUUAUUUUCUAUGUUAGUUCUAUGCAAUGUUGUGUGAGAACCUACUGGACUGAUCUGAUAUUCUUUGUCUAUUUAGUUUUAUUUCAGUUUGUCAUCCAAAUGUUGUUAUGUCUAUGGAUUGACCAGGGUCACUUGUGUUGGGAUUUAAUUUGUCUGUGGGCAUACAUAUACAAUUAAUUUUGUGUAUAAAAAGGCCAUCUUAAAGUUA
Olea europaea var. sylvestris is the source of this 1213-nucleotide messenger RNA. RefSeq names its product floral homeotic protein AGAMOUS-like. Lineage: Eukaryota; Viridiplantae; Streptophyta; Magnoliopsida; Lamiales; Oleaceae. Gene Ontology annotation, biological process: positive regulation of transcription by RNA polymerase II. Gene Ontology annotation, molecular function: RNA polymerase II cis-regulatory region sequence-specific DNA binding; DNA-binding transcription factor activity, RNA polymerase II-specific; protein dimerization activity. Gene Ontology annotation, cellular component: nucleus. Bases 144 to 875 code for a protein of 243 amino acids. The record is from RefSeq and is a predicted model, not a curated record. The transcript has 9 exons.